Messenger RNA from Monomorium pharaonis (pharaoh ant), 3286 nucleotides. RefSeq lists its product as uncharacterized. NCBI's taxonomy places the organism in Eukaryota, Metazoa, Arthropoda, Insecta, Hymenoptera, Formicidae. The transcript has 4 exons. The record is from RefSeq and is a predicted model, not a curated record. Bases 1484 to 3100 code for a protein of 538 amino acids.
UGUGUGUGUGUGUGUGUGUGUGUGUGUGUGUGUGAGAGAGAGAGAGAGAGAGAGAGAGAGAGAGAGAGAGAGAGAGAGAGAAAGAGAAAAAAAAAGAUAAUGCGAGAUGACAUAAUAAAAAUAACGUCAUGUUGAGUAGUUCCUUAUUAAUUGUAGAGUUUAUUUCAAGGAUUACUCAAGGAACAUGAUUCUUGUUUAAUACACACGCACGCGCACGCACGCACGCACACGCGCACACACACACCACACAACACACAUACAUACAUAUAUGUAUGUAUCGAGAAAGAAUAAUAUGUUAUUAUUUUGAUCAAAUAAUUCUAUCAUUGCGUGUUCGAAGAUCACUUGUUUUGCAUACUUGCACGCAAAUGAUAAUCCAUUAUAUAUGUUUCCUCGCGCGUUGAAAUUGUAUCAUCUCUCCAUUUACUUAUAGAUAGACAUGUAAUAUGUAUAACAAUGUAUGCAGUUUUUUAUGCAAAGCCAAUAAUAAAUCGUUAUUGCCAAUUAGACAGCUACUUUUAGGUCGACGACCCUUGCGUUUCUGCCGCGUGCAACGGAUUGUCAUUUUCCACGUCGACGCGAUUUGGCAAACAGUGGUAAAACCGCACCGUUUCCAUUUGCAGCGAGCAAUCGUCGCAAUUAGCCCCGUUAAACGCCCCUGGUUGGACGAACGGAAGGGCAGCAGCAGUAACAGCGGCGGCGAUCAAAUCCUGACCAAAGCAAGUCCAGGAUAGGCGAAGGGGCGGCAGCGGGGGUAAAAUUUCGCUCGAUACAAAUUCGAUAAAGCCACCGGCACGGCCCGCAGAACUCGCUCGUUAUCCGGAUCUAUGUAGCUGUCUAUUGGCUGCUAUGUCAGAAAACUUGCAGCCUUCCUGGCGUUACGCGACCACGUUCCCGAUACUUCGGGGAAGUUUAAUUUACCGGAUAGUGGCUGUAUCGCCGUCGUUGCGGCAAAUUCUUCCUCUGGAAGCGAAAGCUCGCGAGGAGAAUUUUUUGCCGCGUGUUCGCGCGGUUUGAAGCGUCGCUAUUAAUCUCGUAGGAGCACUACGCUACGCUCGAAAUUCGCGAGAGAUUAUAAAGAGAGGAAUGGUUUCAAUUUUAAUUUUGACAGUGCGUCGGGUGCAAUUCUUGAAAGGCGCAUUAAAAUAAUUAUUUCAAGAUGAGAAUUUUAAAAUAUUCGUCAAGCGUGGAGUAUCGUGUACGGAGAAGCGAUUCUUUUAAUGUCGCCACGGAUCGUCAAGGAUGAAGCUAACGCGACCGUGUCACGCGCGUACGAAUUGACAAAUUACACGCGUCGAUUGUGAUAUUGAUCGGUAACCUUCCUCCACGCGGGAAAUAUUUUGCGCUUGGUUGGACAACAAGCGGCGGCUAAAGAUUGCGUCUCGAAUUACGAAUUUCCAAAAUCGAUCAUCGCAAUCAAGGCCAUCGGUUGAACUGGUUACCACAUCACAGAGAUGCUCGCAGUGACCAUAAUCGCUUUUCGGUAAUGUCGCUUUGUCCGUCGUCGUCUCAUCAGCUUGUCGCAGCGGCGAUCGCUUUUCGACGUGCCCGCCGCAAAUUUCCGAAGGACUUCGGCCUCGAAAGCGCCGUCGAACGUGCAUCCGGAAGUACAAAGACGCAGGAAACCGCGACGAGCCGCGAAGGGCCCAUCAAUCAAACGAGAUCAACGAGCUCCGCGCUGGUGAGACGCGCGUGCAACUCGAGAUCCGAUCACGUUUGCCCGGCGAGCGUGCGGACGAGCCGCGACUACGACCGUUUCUGCGGCAGGGAGACCUCGGUCGGCUGCUGCAGUUGUUGCCGGGCAAGAAACGUCGGAGAGGACAAUUCGGAGCUGCGGGACGAGUGCAGCGGCGGAGAUGCGGUCGAUACCGUACCGAGCAAAGAAUACGGGGAGUUCUCGUCAUCGGGCGUCGAUCGCGAAAAUGGAUUUGCGAAGCCGGUCGACCGGGACAGAUGUGAUGAGGUAACGUCGAGGACGAUGGACGACGGCGAAGCUGUCAGAACGAUCCCGCAACCCGCGCAUCCAACGACCUAUCAUCAUUGUAAAGCGUGCUGCUCGUCGCUGAGGCCGCGAUCGAACGUGGAUCCUGCAAAUCCUUCGUACAGCUCCGCAUCUCACGAGAGGCACGACGGGAUCGCAUGCGGCGACUUCACGGGGGACAGAAUCAAGGAGUUCGCGUCGAUAAGUUGUCACGGGGCAUCCAUCGAUCUUGAGGGCGAUGCGGAGGAUCCCGGAGACGCUCGGGGCCGUGUCGAGGACGAGGCGUGGACGAGGGCGAACCGAAAAAUCGUGGAUUCGACCUGGCGAUGCCAAUGCGAGUGUCAUCCGUGCGAAGAUCCUAUUCCGAAUCUGUCGAGAUCGCCGUGCGAUCGUUGUCAUCACGGUGGAUGCUACCGCCGCCACGAUUGCGAUUGCUCCCAUCGGCAUUGCUGUUAUCACCAGCGCGACAGCUCGUUCGUAAAUGUCAAAGGAUGCGAGACGCGCGGGAGCGGCGAGAAAGCUCGGCACAAAAGCUGGCGCGAUCAGAUGCGAGGCGAGAAUGGUCGAUUGUACGCGCGGCAGUGUUACUCGAAAGAGUAUUCUGGAAUAAUACCUGCCUCUUGUGAGCGGAACGACGAGCAACGUAGGGAGAAGAAGGACGACGACGACGACGACGACGACAACGAAGACGAAGACGACGACGGCGGCGUGGCUGUUAUCAAUCACAAGGACUCUAUGUGCAUCCUCGCUGAAAAAUAUAAAGCCGGCAGGAAGUGGCGCGGCGGAAGGUGCGGGGAUAGGGAGCGAUCGGACGACAGGGCGGGGAAAAAGGACGAGUGUAACAAAUCGUUGACUUUGGAAAUCAUCGAUCAGCCGGAGUCGCCGCCUGAGAUUGUAAACGCGGUUUCGCACGAGGGAAAGCCGAGCGUGAAGCGCGUACCUUGUAGAGCGCAUUGCGAGAGCUGCGGGAUGGCGAAGACGUGUGCUCGUGGAUGUGGUCGACAUGGACCACCGCCGGAGGGUGAAUUCGACCGAUUGAGAUCCCCUUUGAACGAGGCGACCACCGCCGCCGCUACCACCCGCUGCUGUUUAAGUCGAGCGCCCUGCAAAAGUGUUUUCUAAUUCAAUUUUGUUCCGUAAACACGAUUACGGAUUUUUAUAUUGUCUAGUUAUUUUCAACGUCCAUCCAGCGAAUUUGGAAUUCGAUAAUCAAGAUGACAUACCUUUUGUAUGACAGCGCGCGAUUCCAUAAAAAUUGGCGUGCCAUAAAAAAGUCCGUGCCAUUGGAAUAAAAAGCUAAAGUUUACA